AUGUUAACCACCACGGUCUUAGAUAAAUCCGUCCAUUUGCAGAUUCGCAAUAUGUCAGGCUGGCGUGAAAUCCGAGGAGGAGUGAGUUCACACGGAAGAAUGUUCGACGAAAGAAUUCGUGAGCUCCAGCUCGAGAUCGAGCAUAUGCGAAGGCUUCGAGAAGCCGCUGCACAUGAAAGAGGAGAGCAGUUUGCCUCAGAAAGGAAAACAAACUUACUAAAAACUCCAGAACUCUGA
This is a messenger RNA of Cylicostephanus goldi, 237 nucleotides long. The record is from the annotation of a GenBank genome assembly. Lineage: Eukaryota; Metazoa; Nematoda; Chromadorea; Rhabditida; Strongylidae.